UUCCUUGUGUGACAAGCACACACAUUCACACUUUACAUUGCACUAUGACACAGUAGGUAACUUAUUGCACUCUCUCACGCACACAUACUGUACUUUUAACCACUUUUUUCAAACCCACUAAAAACCAGGCAUUGGGUCUAUCUCACAAAUUCUAUCACGUGCUUGUCCUUUUAUGCUCUCCUGCAAGUUGAAAGAUGUGAUUCAUGGAUGGUGAGGGGACAUCUUCUGCAACAGCUGCUUGAGGUGCUGUUUUAAUCUGAUUCCCUGAAGUUCUGGUGACCACAUGGCAUUAUCACUUAGCAAUCCAUGACUUAUUAUACAUUACUAUGACACCAGUGGGACAUCUUGUACCGCUCAACGGAUCCAGUGGAAGGGUGACUGCAUCUGAUCGUCUUGAAGCAGAUAAAGCCAAAUAUGUGAAAUCUCCACAAGUAAUACAUCGCAGGCAAAACCCAGCUAUCACCCCUGUGUUGUCCAGGAAAUCAAGCUUAAUGCCUUGUAGUUCACAAUUACAAUCAGAAUAUUCUGUUAACAACCUCUUUAGCUCAACUACUCAACAGGACUCUCGAAAGCAAAGUAAUUCCAAUUUUGACAAAUGUAAUGAUGUGUUUACAUCUGCCACAUCAAGGCCUUCCUCACCAGAAAGGUUUAAACCAAAAACGAUCCUAUCUCAUUCUCGAAGCCUGUCUCCUAGCGUGCUGAGAAAUCAAGCACAUCUUAAUUUUCAGCCUCAAAAAGAACAGACAUAUAGCCCAAAUAGCAAAUUUCCUUUGUCCCAGAAUGGAAGCAACCCACAGACUACCCCUGGGUCUCCGACAACCAAUCCUCACUGUUUAAGGAGAUUGAGUGGUAAAAGAAUGAACCGGCCAGACUCCCUUAUUAUUUACAGACAGAAGCGGGAUGUGGCAUUAUCCAGCAAAGAAAACAACAACGAGGAGGCAGGGCUUGUCAUUCGGCUUCUCCAAGGGACACCACUAUUAAAAAGAAGUUCUCGGUUUUCACAACAUACAGGUCAAACCUGCAACCAAGAGGUCCCACUGUCACCACGGCUACAAAGAGGAAAAGAGAAAACACUUGUUUGCCAAACUCCUUGCCCCAUGUUCUCUAAUGUUCAAGAAGUCUCUAUAGAAGACCAGCUGACCUUUACUGAUUUUGAAGCCCAAACAUUUUUUGAGAGCUGUGGUUUGGAAGGUAGCUUGUUAAACCUACUUAAUAGCUACCAAAAAGAAGAAACCACACUAAUGGGUAGUCUGGAAUCCAUGGACAGAGUGAGCUGUGCUCUUGGUAUUGCAGAAGAGGAGAAACAAGAAAAAACUCCAGUAUCUGUAAUUGAACGUAAUGCCCGUGUAAUAAAGUGGAUAUACAGCUGUCAUCAAGCACGUAGCAUUGGAGGACAGGAAAAUAAGCAGCUGACUAGGGAAUCUACUGUUUGACAUGGUUCACAACACAACUCAACGCUAUUAACAGUGCAAGAAAACAAAACCACAGUAACUUUCUACAUCUUACCAAUUCUAUUUCCCAAACAAACUUGUAAAUCGUUGCAAAAUUAGUUAAAUUCAUAUUUUUAGACAAAAUAAUUUCCUUACUGGUUGCUUUUAAUUUAUGUACAGCCUUUUUGCAUCAUUUUAUGUUAAUGACCUAUACCACCUAGUUCUUACUGCAUUACUUUUACUUAUUAACGUAUUGAAAGGUGAACACAUUAAAAUAUGCUGACAAAUCAGCUAAUUCUAUGCUAGAAUUUCAAUGAUGUUAGAAUAUGUAGAGGAAUCUGUGUUGAAUCAUCUACUGUAGAUAUUUAUUUUCAGCAAAUUUCCAAAUUGGCAUUGGUGUUUUGUUGGUUUUAAGGUCACAUUAAAGAUAGAAAACAGAUCUGUUAAGAUUCAUGUUUUUAUAGCCGUUAUGAAUUCCCACAGACGUAUUUAGGAUUGCAGAAACAACAUAUUGAAAAAAUAUAACCAUUUUUAUAGGGGAUGACUACCGAAUAAUUAGUUGCCUUUAUUUUAGUAAUCACAAACAAAUGGACACAUGGUCAUUUCCAAACCUGCUUAUGUCACACAAUUCCAUUGGGGAAUA
Molecule: messenger RNA, 2073 nt
Organism: Bufo gargarizans (Asiatic toad)
Lineage: Eukaryota; Metazoa; Chordata; Amphibia; Anura; Bufonidae
Gene: FAM110D
Product: family with sequence similarity 110 member D
Exons: 2
Coding region: 327-1433 (368 amino acids)
Source: RefSeq, a predicted model, not a curated record